Messenger RNA from Empidonax traillii (willow flycatcher), 714 nucleotides. RefSeq names its product translocase of inner mitochondrial membrane domain containing 1 (gene TIMMDC1). The record is from RefSeq and is a predicted model, not a curated record. NCBI's taxonomy places the organism in Eukaryota, Metazoa, Chordata, Aves, Passeriformes, Tyrannidae. Gene Ontology annotation, cellular component: mitochondrion. The transcript has 7 exons. Bases 14 to 697 code for a protein of 227 amino acids.
CGCCGGCGCGGCGAUGGCGGAGGGUGCCGGCGCUCGGCCGAGCUUCGGCCGGCCCGUCCCGCCUCCGCAGACCGGCUGGGAGCGGCUCCGCGAGCUCUGGCAGCGGGACGAGCUGCAGCGGCUCCCGGAGGAGACGGUGAACCUCUUCAAGGCGGCGUUCACGGCGGGCGUGGUGGGCUGGCUGUACGGCGGGCUGCCCGCCUUCGCCAGCGCCCGCAAGGCCUUCAUCGAGCGCAGCCACGGGGAGCUGUUCCAGAACCGCGCCGAUGCCGUGCAAUCUGCACAUCGUGCUGGCCUCCGGAGUUUCAUCCGCUAUGGCUGGCGCUGGAGCUGGAGAGUCGCGGCUUUUGCGACAAUAUUCAACGUGGUGAGCACUGGGCUGUCUGUGUACCGCGAUAAAACCACCAUCAGUAAUUUUGCUGCGGCAGGAGGCUUCACAGGAGCCCUUUUCAGAAUGCACUUGGGCCUGCAGGGACUGGCAGGCGGCAUGGUGUUUGGAACAGCCUUUGGGAUCCCUGCAGGAGGCCUGUUAAUAGCACUGCACAGCUUGGCUGGUGAGACCUUGCAGGAGAAGAGGAAUCGCGAGCGCAGGGAGCUGUAUGAGCAGAAGCUGGCAGAGUGGCAAUCCAGGCUCAAUGUGACUGAAGUCUUAGGCCAAACUGAAAACAACGCCCAGGGAGGGCUGAAGAUGGACUGAGCAGGAGACUUUAGGAG